UGCAUACACAGAGAGGAAGUUACACCCCGUCUUGAUCUUGUUUCUUGUCUCAGAUUUUCCAUAUGUUUCCCUUUUGGUAGAGAUUAACUCAAUAUAUAACUCUUGUUUUGUAAAUUGUUUAAGUUUUUCAAUAUGUUUUCCUUUUUAUAGAGAUUAAUUCAGUAUGUAACGUUUGUUUUGUAAAUUGUGUCAGUUUUUCAAUAUAUCUCGCCCUUGAUAGAGAUUAACUCAACAUGUAACUGUAAUGGAACAGAACUGAAAUGAUAACUGUAAGGUUGUUUAUUGGAACAUUUUUGUAUUCUGUUACAGACUUUAUCUCCGCCGACUGUCGUUUGCCAGGAGUUUUAUAUCAAGGAACCAAAAACGUGACAGAAACUGGUAAAGCAUGUCAAAGAUGGGAUAUACAGAGCCCACACGAACACGCGUAUGGUGUGUUUAGCAUCGCAAAAGAGAACUACUGUCGGAACUUCGACCGAGAGGAGCCAUGGUGCUUUACCAAUGACACGGAUGUCCGCUGGGAACUCUGUGGCGUAGAAGUGUGUGUUACUCCGUGCCUCAAUCAGUCUUUAUAUACAACAGAAAUAAUGAACCAGUGUGUUUCUGAUAUCCCAAGCGAUAGUGAAUUUUGCAG
Saccostrea cuccullata (small rock oyster) is the source of this 631-nucleotide messenger RNA. RefSeq names its product hepatocyte growth factor-like. The annotation marks the transcript as partial. Lineage: Eukaryota; Metazoa; Mollusca; Bivalvia; Ostreida; Ostreidae. The transcript has 3 exons. The record is from RefSeq and is a predicted model, not a curated record. Gene Ontology annotation, molecular function: signaling receptor binding; endopeptidase activity.